AUGCAGGACACAUACUAUGCUCAAAAUGGGCCCCAGGCGUCUCAAGGAAGCCAGCUACUACACAGUCAGCCCCCACAGACCACUGAGACCAAUAAGUACCCGCCUGUGUCUGGAUCGUGGAGCGAAGACGACGAAGACCGUUACUCCAGAUGGGACCCGCGGGGAUGGUCCCUAAAGAAGAAGAUACUCGUUGCAAUUGGGAUAGUUGCGGUGAUUUUGGCCAUCAUUCUCGGUUCCGUGCUAGGAGUGCGAGCCAAUCGGUACCCCAACUACUCAAAACUGAACUACACGUUGAAAGACAGCUACUCGGGAUCAUCGUUCUUUGAUGAUUUUGAAUACUUCACAGCCGCUGACCCAACCCACGGAUUUGUUCAAUAUAUCGACCGGGCUGCAUCCCAAUGGAUGAACCUGACAUAUGCUACUGAGACAUCUGCCGUGCUGAAGGUUGACACGAAAUACAAUGGCUCGGAGGCAGCUAAUGGACGUCAAUCUGUGCGAAUCACGUCCAAGAAGACAUACGCCGAUGGUCUCUUUAUCUUCGACAUCAUCCAUACCCCUUACGGAUGUGGCACUUGGCCAGCCUUGUGGCUGACAGACCCCAGCAACUGGCCGGAGCACGGAGAGAUUGAUGUUGUGGAGGCAACGAACGCUGGCACAUUCGGAAGCCAGUCUACUCUUCAUACCUCCAAGGGAUGCUCUAUGGGCGUCAAGCGGAAAGAGACCGGCGCAGUGGCGGACAAGGACUGUUACUACAAGUCGAAUUCGAAUGCAGGUUGUGGUGUGAAAGGAGCAGAGGGUACCUAUGGCCCUGAGUUCAAUAGCAAGGGUGGCGGAGUCUAUGCCAUGGAGCUUCGUGACGCUGGUAUUCGCGUGUGGCAAUGGGCUCGCUCGAAGAUCCCAUCCGACGUCACCUCGGGAAGUCCCGACCCGUCAACCUGGGGCGAAGCCUUUGCGGACUUUCCCAGCACGGAUUGUGACAUCGCUUCCCAUUUCAAGAAUCAAAGUAUCGUCGCCAAUAUUGCGUUGUGUGGUGAUUGGGCGGGUUCCAAAAAGUACUACGCGGCACAAAGUAGCUGUCCUGGCAACUGUGAAGCAUUUGUGCGGGAUAAUGCUACUAGUUUCGCUACAGCGUACUGGGAGUUUGGCAGCUUCAAGGUUUACCAAGCUACUUGA
Molecule: messenger RNA, 1173 nt
Organism: Penicillium bovifimosum
Lineage: Eukaryota; Fungi; Ascomycota; Eurotiomycetes; Eurotiales; Aspergillaceae
Product: glycoside hydrolase family 16 protein
Exons: 3
Coding region: 1-1173 (390 amino acids)
Biological process (GO): glucan catabolic process
Molecular function (GO): hydrolase activity, hydrolyzing O-glycosyl compounds
Source: RefSeq, a predicted model, not a curated record